GCAGAGAAGGAAACAGCUCUGCUACAUUCAAAUUUGAGAGCCACUGACUGGCCCUCUUCCUCUCUCUCCAAACCCCAAAACCCCUAAAGAUUCCGAAGCGAAAGAAAGCCUUCGAUGAAGUUCCAAAUAGAGGACGUAACAGUAUACUUCCCCUACGACCACAUAUACCCAGAGCAAUAUGCCUACAUGCUCGAACUCAAGCGAGCCCUCGAUGCCAAGGGUCACUGCCUUCUCGAAAUGCCCACCGGCACCGGCAAGACCAUAGCCCUCCUCUCCCUCAUCACCAGCUACGUCCUCUCCAAGCCCCAUAACCCCGUCAAGCUCAUCUACUGCACCCGCACUGUCCAUGAGAUGGAGAAAACCCUCGCCGAGCUCAAGCUCCUCCACAACUACCAGACCACCCAUCUCGGCGACCGCUCUAAGAUCCUUGCUGUUGGCCUCUCCUCUCGCAAGAAUCUCUGCGUUAAUCCACGGGUUCUUGCGGCCGAGAAUCGGGAUUCUGUGGACGCCGGCUGCCGGAGGUUGACGGCCAGUUGGGUCAGAGCCGCGGCGGCGGCGAACCCGAAUCUGCCGACGUGCGAGUUCUUCGAGGAGUACGAGCGGGCAGGGUCCAGUGCGGUUUUGCCGCCCGGAGUUUAUACCUUGCAGGAUUUGAGGGCGUACGGAAAGAAGAAAGGGUGGUGUCCGUACUUUUUGGCACGGCAUAUGGUGCAGUUUGCAAAUGUGGUGGUUUAUAGUUACCAGUAUUUGCUGGAUCCCAAGGUGGCUGGGAUUAUAUCUAAGGAAAUGCAGAGGGAAUCUGUUGUGGUGUUUGAUGAGGCGCAUAACAUUGAUAAUGUGUGUAUUGAGGCUCUUAGCGUUAGUGUGAGAAGGCAGACACUUGAAGGGGCCAGAAGGAAUCUUAACAAAAUGCGUCAGGAGAUUGAGAAGUUCAAGGCCACAGAUGCUGGUAGACUGCGGGCAGAAUACAAUCGUCUUGUUGAGGGUUUGGCACAGAGAGGAAACCUGGCACUCACGGACACCUGGCUCUCUAAUCCGGCCUUACCUGAUGAUAUUUUGAAGGAGGCCGUGCCUGGAAAUAUUCGCAGAGCAGAGCACUUUGUGCAUGUCUUACGCAGAUUGGUCCAGUAUUUGGAGGGGCGGCUGGAAACUGAGAAUGUCGAGAAGGAGGGUCCUGUUGCUUUUGUUUCCUCUCUUAAUACCCAUGCUGGAAUUGAUCAGAAAACACUGAAAUUUUGUUAUGAUCGACUACAUUCGCUGAUGUUGACACUUGAAAUCACUGACACAGAUGAGUUCUUGCAUAUACAAACAAUAUGUGACUUUGCAACGCUUGUUGGGACAUACACUCGUGGUUUUUCAAUUAUAAUCGAACCUUUCGAUGAGAGAAUGCCGCAUAUUCCUGACCCUGUGCUACAGCUUAGUUGCCACGAUGCUUCUCUUGCCAUAAAGCCCGUAUUUGAUCGAUUUCAGUCAGUUGUCAUUACAUCUGGAACUCUGAGUCCAAUUGAUCUCUACCCCCGCCUUCUUAAUUUCCAUCCAGUUGUCAGUCGGAGUUUUAAAAUGUCCUUAACAAGAGAUUGCAUAUGUCCGAUGGUUCUCACUCGUGGAAGUGACCAACUUCCGGUCAGUACCAAAUUUGACAUGAGAAGUGAUAAGGGUGUUGUGAGAAACUAUGGAAGGCUCUUGGUGGAGAUGGCAUCUAUUGUUCCAGAUGGGAUUGUAUGUUUUUUCGUAAGUUACUCAUAUAUGGAUGGAAUAGUGAAUAGUUGGAAUGAAAAUGGACUUUUGAAGGAUAUAAUGCAGCAUAAGCUUGUCUUCAUCGAGACUCAGGAUGUUGUAGAAACUACAUUGGCUCUUGACAACUAUCGCAAGGCUUGUGAUUGUGGGAGGGGUGCUAUCUUUUUCUCUGUUGCUAGGGGAAAAGUUGCUGAAGGUAUAGACUUUGAUCGCCAUUAUGGUAGACUUGUCAUCAUGUUUGGUGUCCCUUUCCAAUACACAUUGAGCAAGAUUUUGCUUGCCCGGUUGGAAUAUCUACGGGAUACCUUUCAGAUAAAGGAAGGAGAUUUUCUGACUUUCGAUGCUUUGAGACAAGCUGCUCAAUGUGUGGGCCGAGUGAUCCGCUCAAAGGCUGAUUAUGGGAUGAUGAUCUUUGCUGACAAAAGGUAUAGCCGUCAUGACAAGCGUUCUAAAUUGCCUGGUUGGAUACUGUCGCAUUUACGUGAUUCACACCUGAAUUUGAGCACGGAUAUGGCUCUGCAUAUAGCUCGGGAGUUCCUUAGGAAGAUGGCUCAACCAUAUGACAAGGCCGGUGGCAGCAGUAGUAAAACGCUUUUGUCCCAAGAGGAUGUGGAGAAGAUGAGCGAUGGCAACUUCAAUGAGAUGCUGUAUUGAGGAUUUAUCUGCCUGUUAGCUAAUUAUGUGUCUGAUGGUCUGUUCCUGGUUCAUUCUUUCCUUGUUCCAUGCUUAGACUGCAUUUAGUUGGCUAGGUUGUGGGAAAGAUUAUGUGAGAAGUAGCUUUCUGUUAAAGCAGAACAUACCGUGCUUGUUAAAGCCUUGAAUUUUGCCUGGUCCUGGAAUUCGUAAAGAUGUUAGAAUGUUCUGCAUGGAUUCGCAUAAAUGAUCUUCUU
Molecule: messenger RNA, 2627 nt
Organism: Juglans microcarpa x Juglans regia
Lineage: Eukaryota; Viridiplantae; Streptophyta; Magnoliopsida; Fagales; Juglandaceae
Product: general transcription and DNA repair factor IIH helicase subunit XPD
Exons: 12
Coding region: 115-2391 (758 amino acids)
Biological process (GO): nucleotide-excision repair; positive regulation of mitotic recombination; transcription by RNA polymerase II
Cellular component (GO): nucleus
Molecular function (GO): damaged DNA binding; hydrolase activity, acting on acid anhydrides, in phosphorus-containing anhydrides; ATP binding
Source: RefSeq, a predicted model, not a curated record